CUUCAAUCUUCCCCAGAAUCUCCUCCGCUCUUCCAAUUCUCUUGUAUAUUCCCCUUAACUCCUUUUAAUCCCCUCUUAAAACCCCACACACACAUUCAAAAUGGGCAAGGACGCUAGCUUCGCUCCCGGUAAGCCGACCCUGAUCAUUCCCUGUUGUUUUUCUUUGCUCCUUGUGCCCCCGGGGCGCCCGUCUGCCAUUCACUGGGUCUCUCAAACAAAGCAUUCACUCAAUGCUGUGAGAGAUUUCACUGCAUGAUGGCUGCCGCUGGCGGAAUCCUACCAUGGCUGCUUAGUCGCUCGCUGUUGUCCCCUGGCGACACUGGUGACUUUGCGCUUUCACUUUCACUCUGGCUUUCGCUCUGCCUCUCUCGCUCUCUCGCUUUCUCAAUCCACCCUUCCUUGAGAGACCAUCUCCCACACAUCUCCCAGUUCCAGCGUCACAAGCAUCACACUCGUUAUCAUGACUAGCUGGGACACCUUCUGUUUCCUCACCACCAUCGACAUGCGCGAGGCCGAGCUGGAGGCGGCGGAAAAGGCCCAGCGUGAAGCCGUCGCGAAGGCCAAACAGACCGCUAACAUUCUGGCCACUCCAGGUGAUUCCGCCAAGGGUGCUAAGCUCUUCCAGACUCGUUGCGCUCAGUGCCACACCGUUGACGCCGCCGGUUCCCACAAGGUCGGCCCCAAGCUCCACGGUCUCUUCGGCCGUAAGACCGGUUCCGAGGAAGGCUACGCCUACACCGACGCCAACAAGCAGGCCGGUGUCACCUGGGACGAGAACACCCUGGUAUGUUCCGGUUCCUACAACCGCGCGAGGGAAGACAUCGGUGGCUAACGCGCAUUCGCAGUUCUCCUACCUCGAGAACCCCAAGAAGUUCAUCCCCGGUACCAAGAUGGCCUUCGGUGGUCUCAAGAAGCCCAAGGAGCGCAACGACCUCAUCACGUAAGUGGCACCCGUCGGCGGACCGUUUGAAGAAACACCGAGCUAACGCGUCUUCUCCCACAGCUACCUCAAGGAGAGCACCGCUUAAAUCACCUCCCCGACACGAACCUCCUAGAACCCGCCUGUAUGGAAGCCGGUCCGACUCCGAGUGCUGGAAACAGCCGUCGACUCGGCAACCCGACAGCCAGGGACUGUAACA
Messenger RNA from Aspergillus heteromorphus CBS 117.55, 1139 nucleotides. Its product is annotated as c-type cytochrome. Gene Ontology annotation, biological process: mitochondrial electron transport, cytochrome c to oxygen; mitochondrial electron transport, ubiquinol to cytochrome c. The transcript has 2 exons. Lineage: Eukaryota; Fungi; Ascomycota; Eurotiomycetes; Eurotiales; Aspergillaceae. Gene Ontology annotation, cellular component: mitochondrial intermembrane space. The coding region runs from base 461 to 832 and encodes 123 amino acids. The record is from RefSeq and is a predicted model, not a curated record. Gene Ontology annotation, molecular function: electron transfer activity; heme binding.